AUGCAACUGGAAAAUCAGCUCUUCGCCCUUCCGGCUACUUUAACUGACCGGUGGCGCAUGGAGCACGAAAAGUUGAGCCCGACGACGAUUUUGACGGACAACGGCUCAGCUGAGGAUAUCAGUUUUUACAUUCCUCCCAGUGCAUCUGGCUUGCUCAGCUUGGCAGAUAAGAUCUUAGAAUUGGAGGUCGGCAUCAAAGUGAAGAAAGGUGCUGCUGAUUGGACACUGGUAACGAACGCUGACAAUGUGGCCCCCGUCAACAACUUUCUACAUUCGCUAUUCUCUUCGUGUCACGUAACUGUGGCAAAUCGGCUUAUUUCGGGUGCCGCGUCAUUUUAUCCAUACCGGGCUUAUUUGGACUCUCUCCUGUCCUAUUCGGUGGAUGCCCAAAGGUCCCAGUUGACAUCUGCUGCGUUUUACACUGACACUGCACACAAGAUGAGCGACGAUAAAGACAACAAAGGAGAAGUAGGCCGCAGAACCCUAUUUGCUGGCGGUAACUACGCCCAACUGUCCGGAAAAAUAUUUGCUGACUUAUUCGACCAAAGUAAACCGCUGUGCACCGGUGUGCCGAUCAACAUCCGCAUGGUGAUGAGUCGCCCCGAAUUCUGUUUACGAGUAUGGGACACUGAUGCCACCAAACAGUUUAAACCUUUUAUUCGAAAUGCACGACUGUCCAUCCGUCGAUACAUUCCGGCACCUAAUUUUAUCACCGCUGUGGCUUCCGAAAUGCUGAAAAAGACCGUAAAAUACCAUAUUGAGCGUGUGGUUAUGCGUGUCUCGGAUAUUCCACAAAAAACUCAAAGCACGGUUGUCAGCAACCUGCAAAUUGGACAGAUUCCCAAGGUGGUUUUUAUCGGAUUCGUGGAGAGCGAGGAUUUCCACGGCAGUCUCAAAACGAAUCCCUUCAACUUUCAACAUUUCAACAUCAACCAGAUCAGCGUGCAAGUGGAUGGUCAAAGCUAUCCUACAAAGCCGUAUACUGCGGACUUCGGACGUUCGUUGUCCGUUGAAUGCUACGAUGGCUUGCUGGAUGCACUGGGUCACCGGACCCACCCACAAAGCAGUGUGCAUUUCAAUCGAACGGCUUACAAUGGUGGCUACACGCUUUUUGGUUUUGACCUGACACCCGGCCAUACCGGGAGAGGACCGCUGACUUUGGUGAAACAGGGAAUUUUAAGCGUAUCCGUCAGUUUUGAAAAACCAUUGGAUAAGACAGUUAUGAUGGUCGCCAUGUUGGUGUACGACAGCAUUAUUGAGAUCAACCAGCACCGCCAACUGAAUGCGGAUUUUUCAACAUGA
Molecule: messenger RNA, 1302 nt
Organism: Paramacrobiotus metropolitanus
Lineage: Eukaryota; Metazoa; Tardigrada; Eutardigrada; Parachela; Macrobiotidae
Exons: 1
Coding region: 1-1302 (433 amino acids)
Source: RefSeq, a predicted model, not a curated record